UCAGACAUAUCGAGCCAGUCCUCAUCUUCGUGAAGAGCUCGAGCUAUUGCUGUCCUCGAGAUUGUCAAUUCGUAGACGGGAAUGAAAUAAGUUGUAAUGAAAACGGGUUAACCGAAGUAUUGUAACAGGGAAAAUACUAAAUAAGAAAAAAAUAAGAGAACAAUAAAACACGAAGGGUUCCAUAUUAGUUCGGCUGUUGAGUAUAAACUACCGAAAUCUAUAUAACAGUGGGCCAAAGUUCCUAAUACGAUAAUAGAUCGAUCGCGAUAAUCAUAUUUUAUAUCCACGUAUCGUUAUAAAGUCAUAUCACAUGAUUAUUCCGAUUCCGAUCUGAGGACAUAAAAAAAUUAAAUAAAUUAGCUAAUAAAGCCGGGCCACAGGCUCUCUGCAGAUACCCUGGAGAACGUCAACGUAGCGCUCUUCUUUUUCGGGAGUUUAUAAUUAAGAAUUCGUAACAAUGGUCGAAGUAUUGAUGGAGUCAGGUGGUCAAGAAGUUGCUGUAGCCGAUAGCUGUGAAUCCAGAGCCGAAGUCCCGAGUGAUUUGUCGCUAACGAUUACCGAAGCAACCGUUCCGCAAAUAAAAUUAUCAAAAAUUCAACAGUUUUAUGCCGGGCAGAGUGUGUUCGUUACCGGUGGUACGGGAUUCUUGGGAAAACUCCUCAUCGAAAAACUUUUGAGGACCUGUCCCGGAAUAGUUUCCAUAUACCUUCUCGUUCGCCAAAAAAAAGGCAAGGAUGUCCACCAGAGGACCGAAGAAAUAUUCGACGAUAUGCUUUUCCAACGGCUCAAAGAAGAAGUGCCGAAAUUCCGUCACCAGAUCGUACCAAUUUCCGGCGACUGCAGUGCACCUGGAUUAGGUUUGUCGCCAGCCGACAGAGCAACCUUAAUUAGAGAAGUUUCGAUAGUUUUUCACGGAGCUGCUACUGUCAGAUUUGAUGAAAAACUCAGACUUGCCGUUGCCAUCAAUGUACAAUCGCCAAAGGAAAUACUGGAACUUUGCCGAGAAAUGCCAAAGCUAAAGUCCGUGUUACACGUAUCUACAGCAUACGCAAACUGCCCCCAGGAGGUGAUUGAAGAGAAAUUUUACGAACCUCCAAUUGAGUAUAAAAAACUACUCACCAUCAUGGAAUGCGUGAAUGAUAAAUUGCUCGACGAGAUAACGCCAGAUUUGCUCGGUAAAUGGCCAAACACCUAUGCGUAUACAAAGGCGAUCGCUGAACACGUAAUCAGAGAAGAAGCAGGAAAUCUACCCGUGGGAAUGUUCCGUCCGGCUAUUGUCAUCUCAACGUACCAAGAGCCGAUUAGGGGAUGGAUCGACAACAUGUACGGUCCAACAGGAGUGGCAGCUGGGGCUGGAACUGGAUUGCUCAGAUCACUUCAUUGCGAUGGUUCCAUACAAGCUAACGUCGUACCCGGUGAUAUGACCGUUAACGCGAUGAUUGUAGCCGCUUGGGAUGUGGCCCAGGUUAAGAGAAAAAAUAGCAACAUCGCAGACCUACCGAUCUACAAUUUCUGCAGUAAAGACAACCCAAUAACGUGGGAUGAGCUCAAAGAAAUGUCCGAAAAACACGGUAUCGAAUAUCCCUCGAUCAAAGCUAUGUGGUACUAUAGCUUCCGAAAUACGAAGAACAGGUUACUUCAUCUGUUUUACGUAUACCUGCUCCAUCUUCUUCCAGCCCUCAUCAUCGAUGCCGCAACGAUAUGCGUUGGAAAACAACCAAGAUUGUUGAAAAUCUACAAAAAAAUUCACAAGUUUAUGACUGUGCUCAAUUACUUCACUACCCAAGAGUGGAAAUUUUCAACAGACAGAGUUCGUUCGAUGUUAGGUAAACUAGAAAUGGACGACAGACAAAAUUUCUCUUUUAAUAUACAGGAUAUUUCAUGGGAUACAUAUUUCGAGACUUAUAUUCAGGGCAUUCGACUUUACCUGCUUAAGGAUCCUGUCGAAACGCUUCCACAAGCCAAAAUCAGAUGGCAAAGAAUGUAUUGGAUUCAUCAAGGUUUUAAAUUGUUACUUUUCUAUGUGCUGCUGAGAAUUUCAUGGCUCGUAUUGUCCACGGUCUUUUCCAUCAUCUUCUAAAGGUAGAUUUAUCGGAAACAAAUAACAUCAACGCUUAUUUUACGAUUAUUUAAGCCUGGAUAUUUGCCGCGAAAGUGUUUAUAUGAUUUAUAAAAACUUUCGAUCACAUCCUCCACAGUUGUCAGACAAUGAGUUAGAGUUUUACCGAAAACUGGAAUACUAAAAAUUGAAAAAAAUAAAUCGAAAAAUAAUUGAAAAAGCAUCGAGACAGCUAUCGCGAAAUAUACACUUCAAUUGAAUGUUAGGUAUACAGGUAAUUUCGGGAGAGAUUGUCACAAGAUGGCCAAUGGACGCGGUAUUGUCAAAUUUUUUACUCUCAUUUGAAAGAUUAUUCAAAGAAUUGAAAUUUGUUUGUUGGUAAGAUUUUUGUAAUAUUUCAACUGCGAUAGGUAUUUUUUGACCGUUGGCUAUGUGGGCUUGCGACGAUAUCCGCCGGAAUUAUUCUAAACUACCCGAGUAAAGGAUAUGUUUUUCUUGUCAUAAUCAUGCUGGUUUUGCGGAGGUCCGUUUCAUAUAUCGGCGCAAUAAUGGCGUGCGAUGUAAAGUGAUGAAAAUAAUAGGAAUCAUUGUUUAUAUGUAUAGAAUGACGUCGAAAUCACAAGUAAUUUUUAUUUAUCUAGAAAGAGGUAUCUGAUUUAUAAGUAAAAAUUUUGAAAAGAAAAAACAAAAAAUAACUUUUAAUGUUGAUAAAUGUUUUUGUUACACGAUCGAUUUUACUAUCUGUUAUAACUUUAAGAAUAGAAAUAAGACUUGUUAAACUUUGAAUUGUAUACAAACUGUUUUUUUUUUCCUUCUGUAUACGCUCAUUAUUUAUAUCCAAUAAAUGUUUUAUAAGUAUGCAACCCAAA
Athalia rosae (coleseed sawfly) is the source of this 2928-nucleotide messenger RNA. Its product is annotated as fatty acyl-CoA reductase wat-like. The record is from RefSeq and is a predicted model, not a curated record. Gene Ontology annotation, biological process: long-chain fatty-acyl-CoA metabolic process. The transcript is spliced from 9 exons. Gene Ontology annotation, cellular component: peroxisome. Gene Ontology annotation, molecular function: alcohol-forming very long-chain fatty acyl-CoA reductase (NADP+) activity. Lineage: Eukaryota; Metazoa; Arthropoda; Insecta; Hymenoptera; Athaliidae. The coding region runs from base 458 to 2080 and encodes 540 amino acids.